Orbilia oligospora ATCC 24927 is the source of this 798-nucleotide messenger RNA. RefSeq lists its product as uncharacterized. The transcript has 3 exons. The coding region runs from base 1 to 798 and encodes 265 amino acids. Lineage: Eukaryota; Fungi; Ascomycota; Orbiliomycetes; Orbiliales; Orbiliaceae. The record is from RefSeq and is a predicted model, not a curated record.
AUGUCGGAUCUAUCAUACCCAAAGUCCAAGACGAACAAAGUCAACCGUCUGGGCGAACGAGGAAAAUACGACUGCAAAACCGUCCACGAAAUCAUCGCCUCCUCCCCAGUUCUCCAUGUAUCCUUCAACACCGCCUCACCGGAAGACUUCCCUGUCGUCCUGCCCAUGAUCGGAAAGCUCGGUUCCUUCGAGAACCCAUCCGCCGAUCUUUCAGAACCUCUAGACCUCUACCUCCACGGUUACGUCUCCUCACGAAUCAUGAAUAUAGCACGUUCCUCCACAAAGGAGAACAGUAGCUUAAAAGUCUGCGUUUGUGCCACAAAAGUCGAUGGAUUGGUAUUAUCCCUCACUCCGAACAGUCACAGUAUGAAUUACCGCUCUUCGGUGGUAUUCGGUACCGUUAAUUUGGUUACCGAACUUGAUGAGAAACUUUAUGCUAUGAAGUUGAUUACGGACGGUGUUUUGGCAGGGAGGUAUGAGAAGACUAGGGUUCCGCCUGAUGGGGCUGAGAUGAGUAGUACACAGAUCUUGAGGGUUAGUAUUGAGACUGCUAGUGCGAAGGUUCGAGCUGGAGAGCCUGGGGAUUAUGAUAAGGAUUUGAAGCAGGAGGAGCUGUUGGAUAGGGUUUGGACUGGUGUUAUUCCAAUGUAUACCACCUACGGUGAACCCCAGCCUUCGAAUUACAAUAGGGUUAAAGAGGUUCCAGAGUACAUUUCAAACUACGUCAAAGAUACCGGAGACACUGAAAGGGAGUAUGCAUUGGCUGCAAUUACGAUGGAUGAAGCUGGAACUGCUUAA